Molecule: messenger RNA, 4114 nt
Organism: Hyla sarda
Lineage: Eukaryota; Metazoa; Chordata; Amphibia; Anura; Hylidae
Gene: REPS1
Product: RALBP1 associated Eps domain containing 1
Exons: 20
Coding region: 717-3074 (785 amino acids)
Biological process (GO): endocytosis; endosomal transport
Cellular component (GO): cytoplasm; plasma membrane
Molecular function (GO): protein binding; calcium ion binding
Source: RefSeq, a predicted model, not a curated record
ACAACUAAACGACAUACGUAAAGCAAUAACUUGUAUCUACAAGGUCCCAAAGCUUCUUGUACCGCCAGGUGGCGCUCAGGUGACGUAUGUUGAUCAGCACGUCCUUACCGGCCGCUCUGUGAACUACGUGCGCGCUCCCGCUCCUCUAAUAUCCCUCCCCACCACUAGGGGCGCUGUUAUCCCUGUCGCUCCUCCCAAGAACUGUCAGUCCCGGCGGGUGAAGGGUGCCGUGCUCUACAUCCGGCUCUCUAGUUCACGUCUGUUUCGGACUUGUGUAUGUGACGACGUCACUCCAGGGCGCAACACCCGGAGAGCCAAGCGGGAGAAGCCCGGGAGGCGGAGCGUCGUGGCUGGCACGCACUGGGCUUACGGAGCAUCCGGCCGGGUCUCGGGCAGUGGGCGGCCCCAGUGACCGGAGCGCUGCUGUGGUGCACCGGCCCCUUCCGGGCUCCUGAGAGAAGUUGUCGGGAGCGCGUCCGGGACAUGUAGGGGCGGACGCUGGGAGCAGCCCCAUGUGCUGAGGGAAGUUAUCAGAGAGUGCAUGCAGAGGGGCGGUACCUGCUGCUGCUGGGAACUUCAGCUCCCCACCUGCUGCUCCCCUGACACAUGAGUGGAUCGGACAGCCCUCCCCGGCCACAUCCUGCUCCCCCUGCCCGAGGACUUCACCCCCCAUGUCUCAUAGUGUGUCCAGACUGGUGACGGCACCGCAGUGAAGUAUGGAAGGACUGUCCCUGAGUGAUGCUGAGCAGAAGUACUACUCUGACCUGUUUGCCUACUGUGACACUGACAGCACCAAGAAGGUGGCAUCCAAUGGCCGGGUGCUGGAGCUAUUCCGGGCUGCCCAGCUCCCCAGCGAGGUCUCCUUACAGAUCAUGGAGUUAUGUGGAGCAACCAGACUUGGCUACUUUGGAAGAAGCCAGUUCUACAUUGCAUUGAAGCUUGUCGCUGUUGCACAGUCUGGCUUACCAUUGCGAGUUGAGAGCUUAAACACUGUUAAGGAUCUUCCUUUGCCAAGAUUUUUGGUGUCAAAAAACGAGCAAGAUUCAAGACAUCCUCUUGCCCACAGUUCAGAAGGUGAUAAUUCCUCCUCUUACUCAGGAGUUAUUCCUCCUCCUCCUCCUAGUAGAAUACAGGUCAAGAAAGGCUCAGUCAGUCAUGAUGUUAUUCAGCCACGUGGUCCAGCAGAUCAACAGGAAUCCCCUUCACCUGUAGUAUCCCCUCAACAGUCUCCACCAUCUUCUCCACUUUCUUGGAGGAAACACAGCCGACAUGCUAGUGGAGGAAACAGUGAAAGGCCUGUAACUGGGUCAGGUCCAUUUUGGACACCUUACAGUGAAACACAAUCAGGUGGUUCAUCGGGUGAAGGAACAUGGCCAGCACACUCUCCGCUUCCACAUCAGGAAAAUUGGGUCAGUUUUGCAGAUACUCCACCAAGCAGUGCUCUUUUAGCCAUGCAUCCCGCCUCUGUCCAGGACCAGACGACUGUACGCACUGUGGCUUCAGCUACCACCACAAAAGAAAUUCGUAGACAAUCUAGUAGUUAUGACGAUCCUUGGAAGAUAACUGAUGAGCAAAGGCAGUAUUAUGUAAACCAGUUCAAGAACAUCCAGCCUGACCUCAAUGGAUUCAUCCCAGGAUCAGCUGCAAAAGAAUUCUUUACGAAAUCUAAGCUUCCAAUUCCAGAGCUUUCUCAUAUAUGGGAGCUCUCAGAUUUUGAUAAGGACGGAGCACUGACGUUGGACGAAUUCUGUGCUGCUUUUCAUCUCGUAGUGGCUCGAAAAAAUGGAUAUGAUUUGCCUGAAAAACUACCUGAAAGCUUAAUGCCUAAACUUAUAGACUUAGAUGACGCUGCAGCUGGAGAUCAAUCUGCUGAGGUAGGAUUUUCAAGUUCUCCUGCUGAUCCUCCUCCAAGUAAAUCCCCCUCUAUGCCAUCUUUGAAUCAGACAUGGCCAGAGAUGAACCAAAGUAGCGAGCAGUGGGAGACAUUUAGCGAACGCUCUUCAAGCUCACAAACUCUGACCCAAUUUGAUUCUAACAUUGCACCAGCUGAUCCUGACACUGCUAUAGUUCACCCAGUCCCAAUACGGAUGACUCCAAGUAAAAUUCACCUGCAGGAAAUGGAGCUUAAAAGAACUGGAAGCGAUUCUGCCAACCCCACGAGUCCUAUACAUGUAAAGCCACAAGAACUUCCAGAGGAAAGCUCUUCAGUUAUAUUUGUUCCAGUUGAUGGCUAUAGCAGUUCAGACAGUUAUAACUCUGAUCCUGAAGAGAUUGGAAAUGUGGUUACAAGGCAGCGGUCCCAUUCUGGCACUUCUCCAGACAGUACAGCACCACCACCCCCUCCACCGAGACCUCACGCCUCCCAUUCUCGCUCCUCAUCCUUAGAUAUGAAUAGAACAUUUGCAGCUACUACAGGACAGCCCCAGACUGCAGCAGUAGCACACCCUCCUGCAGUUCCUCCACGACCCCUGCCUACACAGAUGUCAGGCUCACACAUGCACCGCUCUGUGGAUGCUGAAGGCCAUAUAUCUCAUCCCAGUACUUCUCCUCAGCAAAUACCAGAACAGCCAAAUUUUGCAGACUUCAGUCAGUUUGAAGCUUUUGCAUCUUGUGUGACAGAACAGCAAGCAGAGGAUGCUGAGAAACCAGAAGUUGUACAGGCUGAGAAGCCGGCAGCUGAUGGGAUCCGUAGUGCCAAGAUAAAUGGACGUGUUGAAGACAAAGCAGUCACUGUUGUCCCUGCCAAUUCAGGAAAAGUAAGCACUCCUCUUGCACCACCCCCUAAACCAGUCCGUAGACGGUUAAAAUCUGAAGAUGAACUCAGACCAGAAGUAGAAGAAUCCAAUCAGAAGCAGGGCAAUGUAACGGCAGCACUUGCUUCCCAGCCAUCUAUUCCAAGAUCAGCUGGAAAGGACAAAAAGGCAAUUCAGGCCUCCAUUCGACGCAAUAAAGAAACAAACACAGUUCUUGCGCGGCUGAACAGUGAAUUGCAGCAGCAGUUAAAGGACGUUCUCGAAGAAAGGAUAUCUUUGGAAGUCCAACUGGAACAGCUGCGGCCUUUUUCUCACCUCUAAGUAAUCUAUUAUCUAUGAAAACUGGCCUGCUCUAUGAUCAACCCAGAUUCCAAGCUCAUUGCAACGCCAUUCCUUCACCAUACCCAUAUGUCCCUGCACUAGCUCAAUGGAAUUAAUCAACUGAUUUACAUCACCCUAACCACCCUCAAUUCCCCUUUUUAGCAUGCACAUCAAGACCUACCUAUUUAAGGAAACACUUUACAUAUGGCGGGGAAACCGCAUGGCCUGGCACAUGCCAAGUAUAUUCCAGGUUGCUAUACUUUACAGAGUAUUUAUGAUGACUGCGCCAUCUUAUAAAGCACUAUGAAUUCUAAUCAUGUGAGUUUAAGAAAACUAGACUGUUACAGCAUAUGUGUUGGUCAUCCUAAUGUUUGGUGCAUUUCAUGACUUUGUACCAAACACAUGACCAUAACUUUGUAUAGUACAGUGUACAAGAGAGUUUGAUUCAGUAGUAUAAUGAAAUGUACUAACCCAUUACCCAAUCAUGGUGUAACCUACUACACAAUACUGAGGUAAAUCCUCAAUUCACGCCAAAUCAUGUGCAUUCAAAUAGCAUUUGUCUUCUCACUCCCUUCCUGAAUUUGCACGUCUCAAACAUCAGCCUCAACAAAGCCUAUGUCUCCUGGACAGGACACGGUUUACUUGUAUCCUACACUGCCCUUGUUGAUCCUGACAAGUCAGAUCUUUCCAGAGCACUAGAAUUCUGGGUUCUCUUCCAUCUUGCCUGAAGGCCUUACUACUUUGAACUAUAGACAGGCUUUACUAAUCGCCACAAUCUCCCUGAGUGUUUCCUGCUCUUCGGGUUGAUGUACUGUAAUAGGGUUUUGUUCUAUAUUGUAUGAUAAACACCUUUUGAUCUCAUAUGUAAAUUUGAAUUGUAAGCUGACUAACAGCAAUUAUUGUAUUUAAUAGCUUAUUCUGGCUGUGGGAUCCUAGAUGUUAAAGUGCAUGGAUGUAUCUCAGCAGAAUCAGAACUAGCAAAAGUGUGAUUUUUACACCAAUAAAACAGCACAAUAUUUUAACCAUUCUGAUCCAUCCUU